Messenger RNA from Pelmatolapia mariae (spotted tilapia), 3393 nucleotides. It is a transcript of the gene tspan2b, whose product is annotated as tetraspanin 2b. Lineage: Eukaryota; Metazoa; Chordata; Actinopteri; Cichliformes; Cichlidae. Gene Ontology annotation, cellular component: plasma membrane. The record is from RefSeq and is a predicted model, not a curated record. The transcript has 8 exons. Bases 126 to 761 code for a protein of 211 amino acids.
CAGCGUCUCUUGAUGCUGAAGUGCUGUCGCUGUGGGCUGAACCGCUGUUUCCUCUUUGUUCUGAAUCAGGGUAACCAUCUGAGUAUUUUACGGAGAUAAACAGCAUAAAGUGUCAUUCAGUCGCAAUGGGGAAGGUGGAGGGAGGAAUGAAAUGCGUGAAGUACCUGCUGUUCGUGUUCAACUUCAUAUUCUGGCUGAUGGGCUCCUUCGUUCUGGCAGUGGGACUGUGGCUACGUUUCGACCCAGAAACUGUUUCUCUGCUCAGCGGCGAUAAGGCACCAGAUACCUUCUUCAUUGGUGUGUACAUACUUAUUGGUGCCGGCGGUCUGGUGAUGCUGGUCGGUUUCUUUGGCUGCUGUGGAGCCGUUAGAGAAUCACAGUGCCUGCUGGGUUCAUUCUUUGCCUGCCUGCUGAUCAUCUUUGGGUCUGAGGUGGCAGCAGGAGUGUUUGGAUUCUUAAACAAAGACACGAUAAUUGAAGAUGUCCAGAACUUCUACGCAAAAACCUACAAUGAAAACAGCAACGGCACUUUGAUCCUCUCUUACCAGAAAGUGCUGAGCUGUUGUGGAACUAUAGAAAACCGAUGCCCUGAUGCUGAAAAAGACACCAGGGACUGCGAGACGGGCAUCAAAGACUUCUUCAACAGUAAACUCUUCAUCGUCGGAUACGUGGGCAUAGGAAUUGCUGGUGUCAUGAUCAUUGGGAUGAUUUUCAGUAUGGUGCUCUGCUGUGCCAUUCGCAACAGCAGGGAGGUCAUCUAAGAUGGAUCCUUGGCCUCUGCUCUGACCUGCUUCUGUAUCCAGCCCGUAAAGACUGUACAGCAAUUCGUAUUAAAUGUCAUCUCCUGUCUGUCAACCACCUAGGGAGCCAGGAAGUAGAACAUGUUCGAAAAAAUUCCUUUCCACUACAGUGCUCAUCCCCUCCCUUGUGCAAUGAUCUUUUGGUAUGUUUUGUCGCUUAUUUAUUUCCAGUCCAAAGCAAAGUACCACAGUCUACCUUUCACAGCAUUCUAGGAAGACUUUCACAUAUCAAGUGGGAACAGUACAAAUUCUAUUGCGGAGCAGACAACCUGUCAAAUAGCUUUUCCUAAUGGCCGUUUUGGGCCACCACAAAUUUUGAACCCACAUACUAUCACAGCAGUGUCAAAGCUUUUUCACACAGCCUUGACACUGACCCCUGGGCUGUGGGAAACUUAAGCCUGAGAAAGCAAUCUGAGGUGAAAGCUGCUGAGUUUGCUUAUCUGUGCGCACAGAAACACACACACACAGACAUGCACACACAGACACGCAAAUACAGCUAUGUUGUGCUACGUGAGCCCACAAUCUUAAAAAAGAUUUCUGCAUCUCAGAGACCGUUUUGAUUGGUUGAAUCGGUGUGGAGCGUUACUCAUGCAUGCUGUAUUUCGAUCCAGCAGGCAUCCAUUGGGAUGCCCCAUCACAGUGUGAGCGGACACUCCGUGAACCACUCAAGCCACACAGGUUACACUAAAUGACCAAAAUCCAAUGAUCUUAUUAAAGAACUAGUUAAUAUUUAGGGAAAUCCACCUAACUGAUUUCUUUUUAGAGUUAAGUGAACAGAUUGAGGCCACUCUCUUGACUAUACAAUAAACAUACAUUAUAGCCAGUGGCCAAUUAGCUUAACUUAGAAUGAAGACAGUAAACAUGUCGUCUCGUAGAAGAAGGAAACAUAAAAAAUGUGUUCACACUUUUUUUGUUACCUUUGGAAGGAUUCAGUUUUUGUUUGUUUUUUUCCAUGUGUUCAGUAUUUCCUCUCAAACAAUUAAGUUGUGGAUGUAACUUUCUAUUUAACAAAUAUGAAAGCCGCAUUCAUCCUGUCAUGUGGCUCUUGGAAAGAAAGUGAGUGUAUUUCUCAGAACUCUGUUCUCAUAUCUUUGCAGAACUAGGUUACUUUGCAUCAUAAUGUACAUAUACGACCAUAUUAUGUUGUCUAAUUUAAGUACUACAUUCCCAAGCUGGUGUGUCCUGAUGAGUUAGGCAGAUUACCAAACUCCUCCAAAUUCCUCUAUUGAGCAGAAAUGAGCAUGAAGGCUACCUUAAGAGUUACACAAAUGUGCUUUUGCAAAUCCAAAAGAAUAUAUAUUAACUUCAUUUAAAAGCAUCUUGUGUGGUCCAAUGAAAAUUAUCUGUUAUGUAAUAAAGCCUCCCAUCAGACACUGUAUAGAAGACUCAGAUCCAGCGGUCAUGUUUACAGGCUAAACAUGGACUAUCCAGUCAGCUGAGAAUAGGCACUGGUGGUGGUGAAAUGUGCUCAUCUAAGCCAGGCCUCUGAUGUCUUCUCACUUGCGUCAGUUUUCUCUCGGUGCCUUAAAAUUACACCACCCUCAAAAAGAAGCAGUAGAAUAGUCUCUAUAUUUGACUCAGUUCAUUAACCUCAGCGUCUAGGAGGGAAGGAUAGACAACUCAACCUGGAAUUGUUUCCACCUAUCCAGGUUAAAUCAGGCCAUUGUUUAUUCUAUAGGACUUUUUCCAGAAGGCAGGACAGUAGGAUGUAAAUAUGUUUCUUUUUCUAUUGUACAUUAUUUGUGCUAAAUGUGAUAGUUACUAUUUAACAUGCUGUGUUUAGACAGAUGUUGGCAGUAGCUGUACAGUGUAAUAGUGACGAGAUUGUUUGUAAAGGUCAAAGCAAAUCCACACAGCUCGAACAGCGUCUUAUUGAUGUGCCUUUCUUUAAGCUAUUCGGUGAGCUGAACGUAGUGAAUAAAUGUAGCAAAAGCGUGCACGUCUGUAGACUUGGACUGCAGUUAGCUGUCAAACGUAUUCGACGAGUAGCAGACGGGGCUCGACUCGCCAUUUUAUGGUGUGUUUCACAGUGUUGCGUUCAACUCGAGCUCAGCCAAGGAAGCUGACGUGGUGCGAGCAACGACUUUCCUGCCAAAUAUUUCAAAAGGCUUUUGGUACCAAGGAAUUCUGUAAUGAGGACUCAAAACAAUCAUUUUAAUGCUGAUUAAGUUCCAACAAUCAAGCUGCGUUAGACAUAAGUGCUGGUCAAUAUUACUAUUCUUUGUGUUUUUGUUUUUUUUCUCCAUUGCAUUGUAAUGUGGCACAAGCGAUGAAAAACAAGUGAGACUUGAUAACCACUUCAGAUUGCCAGUAGGCAGUGUUUACUCUGAAGACUGAAGUAACACAGGACUAUCACCAGACUGUCACUUCAGAGGCACAGUUUACUGCUACUAAAGCCACCAAUCUGUUGCUGUCUUCCUCAUUUAUAUUUGUUAGAGCAAAUCUGGAGAUGUAACACACUGUGCACCUCAAAAAAAAAACAAAAAAAACUCUGUACACAGUCAAGCCUUUCAUAGAUGAUUGUGUGUUAAUUUAUUUUGAUACCAUUCCAGGCCUCUCAGGAAUAUAGGUGUUUGAAGUUUAAUAAAGCUUU